Beauveria bassiana ARSEF 2860 is the source of this 2529-nucleotide messenger RNA. RefSeq names its product WD domain-containing protein. The record is from RefSeq and is a predicted model, not a curated record. The transcript has 5 exons. Gene Ontology annotation, cellular component: GID complex. Gene Ontology annotation, molecular function: protein binding. Lineage: Eukaryota; Fungi; Ascomycota; Sordariomycetes; Hypocreales; Cordycipitaceae. Bases 1 to 2529 code for a protein of 842 amino acids. Gene Ontology annotation, biological process: proteasome-mediated ubiquitin-dependent protein catabolic process.
AUGCUCUGGCCUCCAACAUCUCCAACGCAGCGCCCUUUCCUCUCGUCACGCCUUUUACCGCCCUUACAUCUGUAUCACGGCCAAGACUAUAAACUCUUGCUCGUGCACUCUUCAGUCACCCAUUCCGCCGCAGACUCGGCCUGCUCUGCUGCACAUCGGACGCCGCCGCCGCUCACCCACAUGUGCCCAGCCGCCACCCGCUUUUGGGGUUCGAUUAGGCCAUCACAACCGCACCCGUCGACACCACCACGCCCGCCCUCGGCCCCCCGUCGGCCGGCUCCUGAAGAAAUUCCGCCUCUUAACCCUGCGGCCACCCGCCGCGGCGAGGUCGACCUGGAUCGACUCUCCGAUUCCAGUAUUAACCGCCCCGCUGACGCUUCCGACGUCUCGACGACCACGACCACGACCACGACUGCUGCACCUCAGCAGCCCGCUUCGCCAUCAACCACGACGCCCACCGCUCCCCCGCCCCAGACAUCCUUUGCUCACGCCCUUCGACCUGUCACUCCAGACGCCGCCCGUGCGAACAUAGAAUCUUCCUCGGCCUCAUCUCCUCCCUCGCCGCUGCAUCCCGGCCAGAUACUCGGACGACGGCGUCGACGUUCUUCCUGCCACGACGAUACCGGAGCGCCUCUCGCCUCGGCUGCUGCAGCUUCCGGUGCAGACACCCAGGCAGAACCGGAACCGAAACGAAGAAGACGCGCCCCAGCAGACAUGGUUGCCCCCGACGACCACACCGCGCCUGACAACGGUCCUGCGCCCCAAUCCGGAGCCAAUGGCACAUCGCCUUCAUCGCCGCUGAGGACGGCUAACGGCAGCAAAGCAAAUGGAGAUGCCAAACCCUCGAUAGAGACUAAUGGUUCGUCAGCAAAGGGGAAGCGAGUGGGCGCCGGCCCCAAAUUGGAUACCUACUUUGGCCACAAUAGAGAAGAGGUUACCCGUAUCCUUAUCCAGGCCUUGACAGACAUGGGCUACCAGACUGCCGCCGAAAAUGUCAGUCAUGAAAGCGGCUUCACUCUAGAAAACCCUACCGUCGCUGCUUUUCGGUCUUCAGUCCUCGACGGCGCCUGGGACGAGACGGAAAAGUUGCUCAAUGGCGCCAUCACGCCCGAGGGGCACGGAGAGCCAGGGAACGGCCUUGUUCUCGCCGCCGGGUCAGAUCGAGGCACCAUGCGAUUCUGGGUCCGCCAACAAAAAUAUCUUGAGCUCUUGGAGCGCCGAGACACCAGCCGGGCCCUCGUGGCUCUACGCAACGACUUGACGCCCCUCUCUCAGGAUACAGAAAAGCUUCGCUUAUUAUCAAGUCUGCUCAUGUGUCGCUCAACAGACGAUCUCAUGUCCAAAGCAAACUGGGACGGCGCACAAGGCCGAUCCCGACAAAGAUUAUUAUCAGAACUGUCUAAAUGUAUAUCACCCUCCGUCAUGCUUCCUGAAACCCGCCUCGCCGUUUUAUUAGACCAUGUAAAGAAGAGCCAGAUCGAUACUUGCCUUUAUCACACGGCUGCUUCCUCCCCAUCGCUGUACUCGGACCAUUUCUGCGAGCGCCGAAAUUUCCCCACCGAAGUCGCCCUCGAGCUCUCUGACCUAGCCGGCGAGGCUUGGCAGGUGCAAUUUUCGCACGACGGUGCCAGACUUGCCGCGUGCGGCAGUAGUGAAGCCGUCGUUAUCUGGGAGACGUCGACGUUUUCCACCAUAUGCGUUUUAGCUGAUCACGAAGCUGGUGUCGGCAACAUCUCGUGGAGUCCCGACGACACCAUGCUCGUAACCUGCUCACAAGAUAACUUUGCCCGGCUUUGGGAUGCCAGGUCGGGCGCAUUAAUAAAGAAACUGUUUAGCUUUGAUAAACCCGUCACUGGGUGCCUGUGGGCCGCCGACAGCAAGUCAUUUGUACUGGGUGGUCUCUCGCGCGCCCACGGGCUGUGCACUUUUUCCGUCAACGGCGACGAGAUCCAGGAAUGGGGCAGGGACCACCGCGUGCAGGACCUAGCCCUCUCGCCCGAUGGCCGCUGGCUAGUCGCCCUCGACGACCAGCACACGUUCCACGUUUACAACGCCAAGACGCGCGAGUUACUCUACAGCCACGAGCUCAAGACGAGGCCGACGUCGGUCAGCAUCAGCGAGGACUCGAAGCACAUGCUCCUCAAUAAGCACGACGGCGAGGCGCAGCUGAUUGAGAUUGAGACGAAAGCCUACAAGCAAAAGUUCCUCGGCCAUACGGGUGGCGAAUUUCUCAUUCGCAGCGCAUUUGGCGGCGCCAACGAGGGCUUUGUCGUUUCGGGCAGCGAGGACGGCAACAUCCUUAUCUGGCACAAGAAUACGGGUGCCGCUGUGGAGCGCCUGAAGGGGCAUGAUCCCCGAUGCAACGCCGUGGCAUGGAAUCCGGCGGAUCCGUGCAUGCUGGCGUCCGCUGGCGACGACUGCCGCGUAAAGAUCUGGAGCAACAAGACUCGUGCCGCCGAGUUGAGAACCUUGCACGCGCGUGUGCCCAGCAACAAUGGCUGGCGCAAUCCAGACGAGGGCAUCUACUAA